Molecule: messenger RNA, 2097 nt
Organism: Populus euphratica (Euphrates poplar)
Lineage: Eukaryota; Viridiplantae; Streptophyta; Magnoliopsida; Malpighiales; Salicaceae
Gene: SIGF
Product: RNApolymerase sigma-subunit F
Exons: 9
Coding region: 125-1837 (570 amino acids)
Biological process (GO): regulation of DNA-templated transcription; DNA-templated transcription initiation
Molecular function (GO): DNA-binding transcription factor activity
Source: RefSeq, a predicted model, not a curated record
AAUUAGUCACUCAAAGCAGCACUCCCACUGGCUUUCUCUGCUUCUUUCUUUAUCCAAGAAACCAUUCCUUACCAUCUUGUUCAGUGGAGUAUAUGAUUUUAAGUUGCUGUCAGGAUUCAGUCGAAUGGAGGCUGGCAGGACUUUGCUUUCUUCAUCUCCAUCUUUUCCUACAAGAACCCACCUCAAGAAUUCUCUCUGUUCUUCAGUUCUGAUACUUCGGGAACAAGCAACUCCUGCUGUUACUGCUAUUCCAACCACUUCUACAGCUCAACAUUUUCCUACUUCAGUUCUUUUACAAGAGCAGCGUGACGAGUUUAGGCCUCUACAGAACAUAUUCAAGGAAGAUAGACCUUCUCAGGCAACAUUGGAUAGGAGGAAGACAGAGAUUGGGACAUCAGGCCAUGAAGGGAAGGACUCUGAUGAGAUUGGGACAUCCGGCCAUGAAGGGAAGGACUCUGAUGAGUUAGACCAGAUGGUAGAAAACUUUGAGUACCAGUUGCAUCAUUGGCCUACUUAUUGGAAUCUAUUGCCACCUUCACAAAAAGGGCAAAAUCCAUCCAUGUCCUUCACCACGCAGUCUGUUACAAGAAGUACUGACAAGCUAAUUGAUGUGGAACCCACUGAUGUUAUUAAUCUCGCUAAGAGAGCUUUGUCAGCCUCAAAACAUGCAGCUUUUCUUGCUGAUAACUCCACCGAUCUUGAUAAUCUGGCUUCCACUAGUUCAUCAAGUUUUUCGCUUGAGGAGGUGAGAAUUGUAAGGUCAAGACGGCAUUUAGCGAGGCAGUCUCUAAAUCGAAGGGUGCCGAAAACAAAAGAUAUGAUUUUCGAGACCUAUGAUUCUAAAAGUGCUGAUGUACAGAAAAGGCUAAGCCAAGGAUUUGAUCCAAAUGAUCCCCUUAGAUUGUUCCUGUGGGGUCCUGAAACAAAGCAACUUUUGACUGCUAAAGAGGAGUUUGAACUGAUUGCUCAAAUACAGGAUUUAAUGAAUUUGGAGGGGGUGAAGAAUAGGCUUGAAUCUCAGUUUGGCCGUGAACCAACCUUGGUUGAAUGGGCUCAAGCUGUUGGUCUUAGUUGUUCUGUUUUAAAGUUACAACUUCACUCUGGUAACCGCAGCCGGGAGAAGCUGAUCAAUGCAAACUUACGGAUGGUGGUUCACAUAGCUAAACGUUAUCAAAACCGUGGUCUUGGCCUUCAGGAUUUACUGCAGGAGGGAACCGUGGGUCUUAUGAAGAGCAUUGAGAAAUUCAAACCGCAAGCUGGUUGCCGAUUUGCCACUUAUGCUUACUGGUGGAUAAGACAAACUAUUACAAAGGCUAUAUUUCAACAUUCCAGGACAAUUCGUUUACCGGAGAAUGUCUAUGGCCUCUUAGGAAAGGUGAUGGAAGCAAAGAGGUCAUAUAUUCAGGAAGGAAAUCAUCAACCAACCACAGAAGAAAUAGCAAGACGUGUUGGAAUAGCUAUUGACAAAUUGGAAAAGUUGCUAUGUUUUACGAGAACACCACUUUCGAUGCAACAGACUGUGUGGUCUGACCAAAAUACUACUUUUCAAGAGAUAACUGCUGACACAGAAAUCGAGAUACCAGAUGUGAGUGUGGCAAAGCAACUGAUGAGAAAACAUAUUCGUGGGCUCCUAAAUAUUCUCAGCUUAAAAGAGAGACGGAUAAUCAGGUUAAGGUUUGGCAUUGAGGAUGGAAAACAGAAAUCACUUUCUGAGAUUGGCAAUGUGUUUGGGUUGUCUAAAGAGAGGGUACGGCAAUUGGAGAGCCGUGCACUGUACAAGCUUAAGCAGUGUGUUGGCAGCCAUGGCCUCGAUGCUUAUGCAGAUUUACUUAGAUGAAAGUCAUUAAGGCACGCCAUUUAAAUGGAUGUCAUGUCGGCGUGAAAUGGUUUUCCAGAGCUAUAAGUUUAGACUUCCAGUUUUCGGUAGGUGGAGAUCAUGCAUUUUUAUGGGCACAGUUCAAGUUUUUGAUGCUUCAAUGUUCUAAUAUUGCUGUACAGAAAAGAAUAAUCCUUGUUCUUUAAAUCACCCGUAUCUCUGUCCAUAGUGGUCAAUAAUUGCUUCAUAAUACUUUGGAAGUGGUGAAUGAUUGCUCGUUA